CUGGUGAUCGGAGCGCACAGUUAGCGUUCAGCUCCCCGCUGCAGAACAUGAGCUCUCACCCCACGGAUCGGACACUCCACGUCACUCAUGCUUUCACCACGCGAAUGCUGAGGGAACCUGCCAAGCUUCAGGCAGCAAUUUACGUUUGAAUCGUUUUGGUUUUCUUUAUUUUUUUGGAUGCGCCAUGAAAGCGCGUUGGAGGAGUUGUGGAGCGGCGCUGGUGGCGUGGACGUGGGUUUGGAGUGUGGCGUGGUGCAUCCCGGCAAAUGAAGUUAACCUGCUGGAUUCUCGCUCUGUGGCGGGAGACCUCGGAUGGGUGUCGUACCCGAAAAAUGGGUGGGAAGAAAUCGGGGAAGUCGACGAAGACUAUGCCCCCAUCCACACCUACCAAGUGUGUCGGGUCAUGGAACAGAACCAGAACAACUGGCUUCACACCAACUGGAUACUGACCGAGGGAGCCCAACGUGUUUACAUAGAACUCAAGUUCACCCUGAGAGACUGCAACAGCCUCCCGGGUGGCGUCGGAACUUGCAAGGAAACGUUUAACAUGUACUACUACGAAACGGAUGGCUGGGAGUUGGAGGAUGGAGAAAUGGGGGACGGUGACGGGAUCACGGAGGAGGAAGACAGGGCCUUGAAGGAAAGCCAGUACAUCAAAAUCGACACCAUCGCGGCCGACGAAAGCUUCACCGAACUCGACCUCGGGGAUCGGGUUAUGAAGCUCAACACCGAAGUUCGGGAUUUAGGCCCCUUGACUCGGAAGGGCUUCUUCUUGGCCUUUCAGGAUUUGGGAGCCUGCAUCGCUCUGGUUUCCGUUCGCGUCUUCUACAAACGCUGCCCGUUUCUCGUCAAGAGCUUAGCUGAAUUCUCCGACACCAUUCCCGGGUCGGAGGCCUCGCAGUUGGUGGAGGUGGUGGGUCGCUGCAUCAACAACUCGCUGCCUUUAUACGAACCUCCCAGGAUGCAUUGCAGCACCGAGGGUGAAUGGCUGGUUCCUAUCGGCAAGUGCGUGUGUCAGCCUGGAUUUGAAGAAAUCCUUGGAUCUUGUCAAGCUUGCAAAGUGGGGUUCUACCGCUCGCUGCUGGAGUCUCUUCUCUGCAGUAAAUGCCCGCCCCACAGCGUGGCCCGGCACACCGGAGCAACUGUCUGCAGCUGCGAAGAAGGAUAUUACAAGAUUGACUCGGAUCCUCCCAAUAUGGCCUGCACACGGCCGCCAUCGGCUCCCCGCAACGCCAUCUCCAAUGUCAACGAGACCAGCGUCUUCCUGGAGUGGUCCGUUCCAAUGGAGUCCGGUGGCAGGAAGGACAUCCGUUACAACGUCCUUUGCAGACAAGUCUUGCCAGACGGAAGGGGAUUGGAAGAGUGCGGUGCCAACGUUCGUUUUCUGCCACGUCAGGUGGGCCUGACCAACACUUCGGUGAUGGUGGCCGACCUGCAGUCCCAUACCAAUUACAGUUUCCUCUUGGAGGCCAUCAAUGGAGUUUCGGAGCUGGCUAAAGAGCGUACGAGGCAGUAUGUGUCACUCAAUGUGACCACCAAUCAGGCUGCACCUUCGCCGGUGAGUGUGGUGAGAAAAGGUCAUGCCGGUAAGAGCAGCAUCGCGCUUUCCUGGGCAGAACCGGACCGACCCAACGGCAUCAUCUUGGAAUAUGAGAUCAAGUAUUUUGAGAAGGAGCAGGACUCCAGCUACACCAUCAUAAAAUCCAGGGAGACAGAGAUGGUGGUGGAAAGCCUCAAACCCUCUUCGGUCUACAUCUUCCAGGUGCGAGCCAGAACAUCUGCGGGCUACGGCGCGUUUAGCCGGCGUUUUGAAUUCCAGACCAGCCCUUACCUAACAGCCACCAGCGAACGUGCCCAGGCAUCCAUAGUAGCGGUGGCUAUCACUUUGGCGCUCGUCCUGCUGGCGGUGGUGGCUGGAUUUCUACUAAGCGGACGGCGGUGUGGCUACAGCAAAGCAAAGCAAGAUCCCGAAGAGGAAAAAAUGCACUUCCAUAAUGGGCACAUAAAGUUCCCGGGAGUGCGUACCUACAUUGACCCCCUCACCUACGAAGACCCUAACCAGGCUGUGCAUGAAUUUGCCCAAGAGAUUGACGUGUCAUUCAUCUCCAUCGAAAGAAUCAUUGGCGCUGGGGAGUUUGGCGAGGUGUGCAGCGGCCCGCUAAGGUUGCCGGGGAAAAGGGAGAUGCAGGUCGCCAUCAAGACGUUGAAAGCGGGAUACACGGAGCAUCAGAGACGUGACUUCCUGUGGGAGGCGUCAAUCAUGGGCCAGUUUAAUCAUCCCAACAUCAUUCGUCUGGAGGGCGUGGUCACCAAGAGUAAACCAGUGAUGAUUAUCACCGAAUACAUGGAGAAUGGGUCACUGGACACAUUCCUUAAGAAAAAUGAUGGUCAGUUCACUGUUAUCCAGCUGGUUGGUAUGCUACGUGGCAUUGCAUCUGGCAUGAGGUACUUGUCUGACAUGGGUUACGUCCACCGCGAUCUGGCAGCUCGAAACAUCCUGGUCAACAGCAACCUUGUGUGCAAAGUCUCUGAUUUCGGCCUAUCCCGCGUUCUGGAGGACGACCCUGAGGCUGCUUACACCACACGGGUAAGGGCGGGAAAGAUUCCAAUUCGCUGGACAGCUCCCGAGGCCAUCGCAUUCCGGAAGUUCACCUCAGCCAGCGACGUGUGGAGUUACGGCAUCGUCAUGUGGGAAGUGAUGUCGUACGGCGAGCGUCCAUACUGGGAGAUGUCCAAUCAAGAUGUCAUUAAAGCGGUAGAAGAGAGCUAUCGGUUACCGGGUCCGAUGGAUUGCCCCGAGGCGCUCUACCACCUCAUGAUGGACUGCUGGCAGCGCGAACGAAGCAACCGGCCCAAGUUUGAUGAGAUCGUAUGUCUACUCGACAAACUCAUUCGCAACCCUUGCUCGCUGAAAAAUCUGGUCAACUCUUCACACAGGGUGUCCAACCUCUUAGUGGAGCAUGCCAGUGUAGAUGUAGACUGCAACGUCCGGAGUAGAACAGUAGGCGAGUGGCUGGAUUCCAUCAAGAUGGGUCGUUACACGGAACUCUUCAUGGAAGGAGGAUACUCGUCACUGGACACGGUCGCUCACAUGACAUCCGAGGACUUGCGGAGAGUUGGGGUGAACCUAGCAGGUCAUCAGAAGAAAAUCAUCACUAGCAUUCAGGAAAUGAGAGUCCUUAUGAACAGCUCCAAUACCAGUGUCAACAUCUAAUGCGCACAAUAUACGUGGACCUAGUAUGAAGAAGACUUCAGUUGGACCUAGAGCGGCUGAGCACUUUCUAAAUGAUAAGGAGCAGACUUUCUAUGGACCAGUGAUUUUGUUUUUUAGGGGUGUCACAGACCAAACUGAAGGGAGUGGUUUUA
Messenger RNA from Syngnathus acus (greater pipefish), 3366 nucleotides. RefSeq names its product ephrin type-A receptor 5. Gene Ontology annotation, cellular component: neuron projection; plasma membrane. Lineage: Eukaryota; Metazoa; Chordata; Actinopteri; Syngnathiformes; Syngnathidae. The coding region runs from base 185 to 3214 and encodes 1009 amino acids. Gene Ontology annotation, molecular function: ATP binding; transmembrane-ephrin receptor activity; protein binding. The record is from RefSeq and is a predicted model, not a curated record. The transcript is spliced from 19 exons. Gene Ontology annotation, biological process: axon guidance; protein phosphorylation; cell surface receptor protein tyrosine kinase signaling pathway.